AUGUCAUCUCACGGUCAGAAGCGCCAGCACCACAAGGACAAAGGAGAACCUAAGGCCCAAAGGGAGGCACCGAGCCUCAAUGGUGUGCAGGUUCUCAGGCCUGAGGAGGAGGGGGCCUCCUCUGCCUGCAUCUCCUCCAGGUCCACACCUACCCUUAGCAAGGUGCCUUGUCCUGAGCCACUGAUUUGUGCACAGGUGCCUGAGAGAUCUUCCGCUCUCUCUGUUGCCACGGCGCCCACUCCAGGCAUCCCGUUCAUCCACCUCUCCAGCAGCCAAGAAGCAGAAGGUCCAUUCUCCUGGAAGAACCUGAAAGACCGUAAGUCCUUGUUGGGAGACCCACUGGAUGAGAAGAUGGCUGACCUGGUGCAGUUCCUGCUUCUCAAGUAUCGAAUGAAGGAGCUGACCACCAAGGCCGAAAUGCUGAGUAGCGUCAUCAAAAAUAACCAGGAUGACUUCCCUGUGGUCUUCAGUGUGGCCUCUGAGUGCAUGCACCUGGUCUUUGGUAUUCAUGUUGAGGAGGUGGACCCCUCCAACCACUCCUAUGCUGUUGUUAAUGCUUUGGGCCUCACCUAUGAUGGGAUGCAGGGCGAUGACCAGAGCAUGCCCAAGACGGGCCUUCUGGUAAUCAUCCUGUGCAUCAUCUUCAUGGUGGGGGACCGUGCCUGUGAGCAAGAUGUCUGGGAAAUGCUGAGUGUGAUGGGGGUGUAUCCUGAGAGGGAACACUUCAUCUACGGGGAGCCUAGAAAGCUCAUCACUGAAGAUUUGGUGCAGGAACAGUACUUGGAGUAUCGCCAGGUACCUGGUAGUGAUCCUGCUUUCUAUGAGUUCCUUUGGGGUCCAAGGGCACGUGCUGAAACCAGCAAGAUGAAAGUCCUGGAGUACUGGGCCCAGGUCCAUGGGAGUGAGCCUAGGUCCUACCCUUUCCUGUAUGAAAAGGCUUUGAAAGAUGAGGCAGAGUGUGCCAAAGUAUCAAAUGUAGCCAGGGCCACUAGAGUGCCCAGGGGACGGCCCAGGACCAGGAAACAUGGCAGGGCCGCAUCCCGAAGCUUCCACACCCCCAUGUGA
Messenger RNA from Marmota flaviventris (yellow-bellied marmot), 1065 nucleotides. Lineage: Eukaryota; Metazoa; Chordata; Mammalia; Rodentia; Sciuridae. The record is from RefSeq and is a predicted model, not a curated record.